Messenger RNA from Jatropha curcas, 1834 nucleotides. The record is from RefSeq and is a predicted model, not a curated record. Lineage: Eukaryota; Viridiplantae; Streptophyta; Magnoliopsida; Malpighiales; Euphorbiaceae.
UCUUUCAUAUCUCAUAGGAUUCUAUCCGUAAAGAAUCUUAACUCUCAUAGUAUUUCUCUUUCUCUGUAAAGUUUUCCUAGUUAAGGAAAUUGUAAUUAAAGACGAAAACCAUCAGCUACGGAUUCACCAGUUCACCAUUCGCUGGCCAAACAAUUCCCUAAAAGAUUCUAAAAUCAGCAAAGAUUCUUUGCUGUACUUAACUAAUUUACAUUGUAUUUGUUAAAUUUUCCUUUUCAAUCACCCAUCAAGCAUUAUUGUCAAUUCACAUUUUCAAGCAAUUAAAUACUAAAGGCAAAGACAUCUGAUUAUCUUCUUCAUCAGAUUUUGAAUUCUGCAGUUCACACUCGUUCACGUUUUGCUUUUGGACAUUACUUCACUGUCCUUACCCAUAGCGCUCCUUAGAAGAAGUCAUAAAAGAAAGAGUAAUAAGGUUGGCUGAUAAUAUUUUUUACUAGUCAUGAGUGUUGUUAAUGGAAGUGCGGCUCCUCCAUCGAGGCUUGAGGGAAAAUAUAAAGCAAUGUUUAUUUGUUGGAUGCUGGGUCUUGGGUCGCUUGUUUCAUGGAACAGUAUGCUAACCAUAGGAGAUUAUUACUACAAGAUAUUCCCGAGUUACCAUCCUUCAAGGGCACUUACUCUUGUUUAUCAACCAUUUGCACUUGGAACAAUGACAUUACUAGCAUAUAAUGAGUCAAAGAUUAACACCAGAAAGAGAAACAUAGCUGGCUAUAUACUCUUUACUACAAGUACUUUGAUGCUGUUGGUUUUGGACUUGGCUACAUCAGGGAAAGGAGGAGUUGGACCUUACUUGGGCAUAUGUGGUCUAGUUGCUCUUUUUGGAAUUUCAGAUGCCCUUGUUCAAGGUGGCGUGGUUGGGGACUUGUCUUUCAUGUGCUCUGAAUUCAUCCAAUCCUUUCUUGCUGGGUUGGCUGCAUCAGGAGCAUUAACCUCUGCUUUGAGGCUAAUCACAAAAGCAGCAUUUGAAAAGGCUAGUAAUGGGCUUCGAAUUGGUACAAUGUUAUUUUUAGCAAUCUCCACAUUUCUGGAAUUUCUCUGUGUUCUGCUAUAUGCAUUUUGCUUCCCUAAAUUGCCAAUAGUGAAGUAUUACCGUGCCAAGGCAGCAGCAGAAGGAUCAAAAACUGUUUCAGCUGAUCUUGCAGCUGCUGGAAUCCAAACAUCUGCAACCCAAGAAGAUGAAAAUGAUCCCAAACAGUUUGAACGAUUGAGCAAUAAAGAACUGUUUUUCCAAAACAUUGAUUAUGCACUUGAUCUAUUUCUAAUAUAUGCACUUACAUUGUCAAUAUUCCCCGGAUUCUUAUACGAAAAUACUGGCAAACACAAAUUAGGCGAAUGGUAUGCUGUAGUUCUGAUUGCAAUGUACAACAUUUGGGAUCUCAUAGCAAGAUAUAUUCCCUUAAUAGGAUCCUUGAAAUUGGAGUCUAGAAAGGGCAUAAUGAUUGCAAUUCUCUCGCGUUUUCUAUUCAUUCCAGCAUUUUACUUCACUGCAAAAUAUGGUGAUGAAGGAUGGAUGAUAAUGCUGAUAUCCGUUUUAGGACUAACAAAUGGAUAUCUAACAGUUUGUGUCCUUACAGUGGCACCCAAAGGUUACAAGGGACCUGAGCAAAAUGCUUUGGGUAAUUUGCUUGUGGUAUUCUUGGCAGGCGGCAUAUUUGCAGGAGUAGCUCUGGAUUGGCUGUGGCUUAUAGGUAGUAACAAUUCAUUCUGAUGAAGAAAACAAUGCAGUUCAUAAAUUUGGGAUUUGGGCACCAGUUCACGUACAUUGCUGCUCAAAUCAUUAACAUCAAUAUCAUCUUCUUUCCUUAUUAUUCGGCUCAAA